UCUGACCGUCAGCCGUGUUAGUCACAAAAGUAAGUACUUUUCACCUAUAAUGAUGAAGUUUAAACAGUGAAUGUAGAGCAUAAAGACUAUUUGUGAUAAUCUGGAGUAGUUUUCACGCUUUAAUUUUAAAAUUAUGUAAGUGUAGUAGUAACUGUUUUAUUCGUUUUAUGUUUGUUUUGACGACUGCUAAUCGCAAAAAAAAAUCCGCAACUAUCUAAAAAUAUUUUUCAGGAUGUACUUUUAGAGCAUUAUUCAAUAUAUAUUGUUUUUAUUUAUUAAAGUGUUUUGAGAAAAAAAAAAAAUGUCAGUUGUGCUUUUAUUUCGAAAAUCCUAGACCGCUUGACAGUGUUCACCGGGUUAACGUUAAUUCUGGCUGAGCUCUUGUCCUCCCAGUGUUGUUCCGGUUUUAGUGGACCCCUGGAGGAGACGGGUGUCCUGAAUGGAGGAAACCGAGGGACGAUACCGAGCCGAACCGGGCCAAACAAGGCCAGGUCGGGAUAUGAGUGACAGCAGUACUCAGACUGACAGCAGAGCACAAGGUCAUGGCCCGAGGCUGUCAAAGGUAAACCUGUUCACCUUGUUGAGCUUGUGGAUGGAGCUUUAUCCACAGGAGGAAGCUGAAGAAGAAGACGACCAGACUCAGAUCCGCAGGCUGGGUCUGGCGGUGGCGGACGGUAAAGUUGUUGGACUCCAUUGUUCAGGACCGGAGCUCCACGCGGGACAGUCUGCCAUCAUCCAACAUGGCCCCCGCCUCGCUGACUGUCAGUUAUACUUCUCCAGGAGACCCUGCGCUACCUGCCUAAAGAUGAUCAUCAACACUGGAGUCAGUCAGAUCUCCUUCUGGCCAGGAGACCCUGAAAUCAGCAUGCUGAGGUCAAACUCCCACAAUCCACCUGGCGGCAUCUCAGAGGAGGCUGCGCUGGACGCCGUGGCGUCAGAGAAGCUGAAGUCCAACAGCCGUCCUCACGUCUGCGUGCUGCUGCAGCCGCUGGCUCCCGGCCUGGCUCAGUUCAUCGACGAGACGUCCAGAGAGUGUGACUUCAUGGAGAGAGUGAGGGACGAUGAACCUGGGGAGGACACACACCAGCUCUACAACAGAGAGCGGCUGAGACACCUGAAGGAUUUCUCCCGGCUCUUCCUGGUGGAGACGUCUCAGCAGCACAGAGAGAUCUUAACCCACAUGGGCCUUGAAAACUUCUGCGUGGAGCCGUACUUCUCCAACCUGAGAAACAACAUGAGGGAGCUGGUGGAGGUCCUGUCUGCGGUGGCUGCAGGGGUGCCAACGCAACACUACGGCUUCUACAGGGAGCAGCAUCCAACAUCGGAUCUGUCAAAGUCUGCACCUCCUCUUCUGUCCCAGGAAGAGGCGCGACACUGUGUCAUCCAAGCCAGACUUCUGGCUUGCAGAACAGAGGACCAUAAAGUGGGUGUAGGCGCUGUUAUCUGGGCCAAACGACAGACGGCCGGCAGUGAUGGAACGGGACGUCUCUACCUCGUUGGUUGCGGGUACAACGCGUACCCAGCAGGCUCUCAGUACGCAGAGUACCCGCAGAUGGACAACAAGCAGGAGGACCGGCAGAGACGCAAAUACAGAUACAUCAUCCACGCCGAGCAGAACGCCCUCACAUUCAGGACUCGAGAGAUAAAAGCAGACGAGCACACCUUGCUGUUUGUGACUAAAUGUCCGUGUGACGAGUGUGUCCCGCUGAUCAGAGGAGCCGGCGUCACACACAUCUACACCACCGACCAGGACAGAGACAAAGACAAGGGAGACAUCUCCUACCUGAGGUUCAGCAGCCUGAAGGACGUCAGCAAGUUCAUCUGGCAGAGGAGCCCGUCACUCUACUCCUCGUCUUCUGCUCGCCUCGUCAACGGUCACAUCGGAAAGCACAGCAGAGAGGCCGAGCCGGAGAGCUGCAGCAGCAAGAAGCUUUGCACCAACAGACUCAAAGACUCUCCGACAAACUGAACAUCAAAAGAUUUCCUCCUUAAAGAUCAAAUCUAUGCCGUUCCAAACCAUGUUACUUAUUUAAUGUUUUGUGCAGAAGUGGGAUUGUUUUUUUUGGUUUUUUUGGAUGACUGACGCUCCUGCAUCUCUAGGAUUUAUACCUCUGUGGGCGUCGACAGAUCCACAGCAUGGACUCUGGAGUUUCUCUGUUGGAGAUCAAAGAAUCCCGAUUUAAAACGCUUUUAUCCCACGCUCUCUCUCUUUUCAAGUUCUGAAGAAGUUGUUGUCAGUAAGGUGGAGGGAGGGAAACCCGCUGACCUCGGAGGAAAAACCAGAUAACGGAUGAAUGAAGAGGUAAUAAACUCAUGUUGAUUUUGCACAAUCAGAAAUGCAGGAAAAAAACUGGAAUAGAUUAAGAUAGGAUAUAAGAGUUAUAUUAAGUGUGUUUUUUUUUUUUUUUAAUGUAAAUGUUGAAUAGUUUAAGUUGUGUGAAGACGUUAAUCUAUACUUCAUGUAUGAACCGAUCCCUGAGCUCCUCCAUCGCUCCAAUGUGUGUGAUAAAUCUGAGACGACUGUCUGAUUCUCUUUCCCACAUUUCUGAGACAUUAUUCCCGUUGAAACUCUUUUUUUCUUUUAUUCCGUCACCACGUGAAUGCAGGGAGUUUGUGUCACCUUUUCUCUACGUUUGUAACUCCAGGUUAAAAAACAAGGUGCAGACGCUGUGCACACUGCAGCCUCUCUCUGCACUUUUUAAAUCUACAAGCGCUUCAUGUGACAAUAUCUUUCUUACUAUUCAAUUAUAUUUUAAUGUUCUUUUAAAUCUUGAUGUGGACCAUAAAAAACAAUAACUCUUUUGCAUCCCAGACUUCUAAAAAAGAUGAUAUCUCUUGAGUAUAGAUCAUGUUUUAGCCCCCUCUUUAAAUGAAAGUAAGCACGACAAACAUGAUUUGCACUGCAGCUAAUUCAUUCUCUUAUUCACUUCUGAUUCAUUUUCACUGCUGAAUUACAGCAUCUUAAAGAAAGCAGGAACUCGCGUCAGAAUCACAUUUUCUAUCCUGUGUUUAGGUUUAAUGUUUGAAACCAUCUGCACAAUUUGAGGUACGAAUGUUUCUGUAAUAAAAAACAGAAUGUGCUGUAGUGUUCAUUUAAAGGCGGCAGGGCCGAGAUAAAAAAUACACAAAAUGAAAUAAAAGAUGUAAAAAAAGAA
This is a messenger RNA of Labrus bergylta (ballan wrasse), 3155 nucleotides long. It is a transcript of the gene cdadc1, whose product is annotated as cytidine and dCMP deaminase domain containing 1. NCBI's taxonomy places the organism in Eukaryota, Metazoa, Chordata, Actinopteri, Labriformes, Labridae. Gene Ontology annotation, cellular component: cytoplasm. The record is from RefSeq and is a predicted model, not a curated record. Gene Ontology annotation, molecular function: hydrolase activity; zinc ion binding.